Messenger RNA from Vicia villosa (hairy vetch), 2959 nucleotides. RefSeq lists its product as uncharacterized. Lineage: Eukaryota; Viridiplantae; Streptophyta; Magnoliopsida; Fabales; Fabaceae. Gene Ontology annotation, biological process: regulation of DNA-templated transcription. Gene Ontology annotation, molecular function: protein binding. Bases 163 to 1740 code for a protein of 525 amino acids. The record is from RefSeq and is a predicted model, not a curated record. The transcript has 2 exons.
UAACCUAUAUAUAAACAAGUUUUACCAGAUUGAAGAUCUAUCAAAUCCUAUCAACAAGCGAUUUUCACCCCUUUCUCUGAUUUUACCACUUUCGAUAAGCGAUUCUCGAACUGUUUCGAGAAGCGAUUUUCAUCCCCUGCCUCCGAACCAGAUAGGUUUUACAUGUUCUACAGCAAUUCCAUUCAACCAAUGCCGGCAUACAUGUUCUACAGCAAUUCAAUUCAACCAAUGCCGGUAUGUGCCGUUCCUCAGGCAUUAGGAGAAUUUUUAAGGGAAGUAGAAGUUGCCUUUCAUGAUGACAGGGACAAGUAUGAUCAAUUUUGCAAACUCUGGCAAGAUAUUCAAUUUAGCAGAAUUCCUUUUUUAGUUUUCGAAGCAAAAUUGAAGAGCUUGUUUCAAGGACAUAAAUAUUUAAUUUUGGAAUUCAACAAACUUGUGCCGAAACAUGCUUCACAGUUUAUUGAAGCAGUCAAAGUUGCUUUAAAAGAUGAUUAUCAUGCUUUUAUUAAAGUUUUUCAAGAUUACAGGACUUUCAAAGAUGAUUAUCAUGAUUUUAUUAAAGUUUUUGAAGAUUACAGGACAAGAAAGAUUGAUGAAAGGUGUCUUUCUUCAAGAGUGAAGGAGCUGCUCAGAGAGCAUGCGCUUUUAAUCAGCCAGACAAAACCUCCUUGGGAUGAACUUACUUUUGAUGUGCUUUCUGUCAUUUCCCAAAAACUAGAUUUUGACGACCUCUUUCAGUUUUCUCGAGUCUGCGCAAAUUGGAGACUUUUUCAUAAAUCAAUUGAUAAAUCAAAAUUCUUGAUAUCCCAAGAACCAUUACUUGUUGAGUUACCAUAUUCCUUUACUAGCCUACCCAAACAAAAAGUUUAUCCAUUGAACAAGAUGAUGAUGAACAUGUUGAGUUACUCACAUUACCCCUCCUUCCCUAUCUAUGUUACCUGUUCAUGUGGAUAUUUCAUUAUUAUAGCGGACAAUUCUUCGCUUCUGCUCAUCAAUCCAUUUAGAAGAAUAAAAAAGAAGGUAAUUUGUCCAUCCACCUUUGAGAGUUUCUCAUAUCAACAUAAAUACCAUGCAUUACUUGAUUUUGACAAAGAUUCUGAGGAAUUUGUUUUGGUAUUUUUAUUCUAUGCGUCCAACAGUCUACAUGUCUAUCAAUCUCGAAAUAAUGGUUGGGUUACUUGUUCCACUGACUAUCCCCAAGAUAUUUACUACUUUGAUGACGACUUUGUUAACCUUAUUUCCGACUUUGUGGCUUUGAACAAUAUAAUAUAUGUUGUUUCUUUCCAGGCCAGGAUAGGGGUACUCAAUUUGAGUUCUGCAAAUAUUGAAUUUUUUAAAAUGGCUAAUUCCCUAGAAUUAGAAUUAGCGAGAUCAUGGUUUAACUUGGUUAAAUGUGAUGAACAACUUUUUCUAGUUCGAUUAUAUCGUCAUCUUACAGGGGGGUCUCCUCCGCCGGAUAGAAAAGUUUUCAAGAUAGAUUUCUCAACCAUGACUUACGUGGAACUCGAAACCUUGGGGGAUAUUGCAUUAUUUUAUGUUUGUUUUAACAGCUGUAAGGCAUUGAGCAACCCGAAUAAAUGGGGGUAUGAGAGCAACUCUGUGUAUGAAGUUUGUAGUCAUCCUAAUCAUCAAACACCCAAUUGUACUGUUUAUAAUUGGGAUAAAAAAUCUCUGAAAUAUAUUGCGCCUCCAAAUCUUAAAACAAAGGGCGGCAGCUUAGAUUGGUAUUUUAUAAUAUGAACUAGAUUAUUCUCUCUAAUUAUUGACUAAACUUUGUUCGUUCUUCAUGUUACUAUUUAUUACUUUUGCUGUAAAAGAAAUAUUAUCAAGUAUAUUUAUUUCUAUUAUUUUGUUAGGGUAUUUCUCCAAUUUUAUUAACUUUACUGUUUAUAUUCUUAAUCGUUCUGUUCUAUGUGCUUAGUGAAACCACUUUUGCGGUUGUUUCUCCAAUUUUGUUAGGGUUGCAUCCAAUAAAUCUUUUCAUAGUGAAAAUGUACAACAUUGAACCACUGUAAAAAGAUGAUGAAAUCAGGAUGGAGUGCUUGGUCAUUGAUUUCUAUAAAUCUUGAAUUUAUAUUAAUUUACUAUGUGUCUGCAUUCUAAUCUUUUCAAUCCAAAUAUUACAUUGUAAAGGGAUAUCAAGUGUUCUAAUAUAUUGGUUGAUGUAAAUGGUUCAGUCAAGCUUGCAGAUUUUGGGUUGGCAAAGGUAAUCUUCAAUAAAACUAAUUUAUCUUUUUUUAACUUUUGCUAAUAUACAGUCCAAAUGCUGGCUUCUCGUAGUAUUGGUCAGAACCAUGCACGCAUACUAUAUUUUGAACGUGCAGUUUAUAGUUCCUCCCCAAGAGCAAUGAUUGUUAUCCUCAUUAUCAAAGGGAGGCAGAACUGCUGCAAUCUUCUGCAUAAUGAUGUUAUCAGGGCCUGCAACUAGAGCUACCUAUUGUUAAGCAUACUCCAAUUUCAGCUACCAUCCUAAAUCUAUUGUGAAUCAAGGCCCUGCAACUAGACUUCAUUUAAAUAUGUACCAUUCUUAGCUCAAAAGUUGCUUAGUUUGAAUAUUAGAUGAUUUUAUAAAACACAGUGACAACUUGAUGGAACAAAAGUCUAACUUGAUUAGUUUGAAAAUUAGCCUUAAUUUCUAUUGCAAUUGAUCUUUUUUUUUUUAUGUCUUGACAUGUAAUUUGGGAUAGCAUCAAAAUGUAUCUUUGCAUGUGCAAAGGAAAUGGAAAAAGGAGGCAUACUGACUUUACAAUUGGGCUUGGGAAACUUCCAACCAUUUUGACCAUCAAAAUACGACCCUAUAUGUAAUUCAAAAUUGAACCUUCAUGAAUUCUUUGCAAUGUAUCAUAACAUGUAUUAAUCACUUGGAAUUUUGCUUUCUAUAUAUAUAAAAGUGAAGAAUGUAACUUGUACAGAAAUUUGAAAUAAAAACUUGAUUAAUAUUUAUAUUGUCAUUUUACAA